UAGUCCAGUAUGAGAUGUGUGACAAUCGUCAGACUUUGAAUCCGGAGACAGUGUCAGACAAAAAAAUCGUGUUCACUGGCCAGCCUCUUCUACCCUUCUUCUGAUCCUCUCCCGUAUAGCCAUUUCGUCGAACACCUUCCCGAGCCGACUGCCGCCGCCGCCGCCAUGCUCCUCGCGAAGCCCCACCUCUCCUCCUCCUCUUUCCUCCCAUCCACGCGGGUGUCUAGCCCCGCUCCGGGUCCCAACCACGCAAAGCCCAUCGCCGCCUCUCCCGCCCCUCGACGCUGCCUCCGUCUCGCCGUCACAUCCGCCGCGGCGCCGGCUGCUUCGUCGGCGGAGGCGGCGGCGGCGCUGAGCCGCGUGGAUGUGCUCUCAGAGGCGCUCCCCUUCAUCCAGCGCUUCAAGGGGAAGACCGUGGUGGUGAAGUACGGCGGCGCGGCGAUGAAGUCGCCGGAGCUCCAGGCUUCAGUGAUCCGCGACCUGGUCCUCCUCUCGUGCGUCGGCCUCCACCCCGUGCUCGUCCACGGCGGCGGCCCCGAGAUCAACUCCUGGCUGCUCCGCGUCGGCGUCGAGCCGCAGUUCCGGAACGGCCUCCGCGUCACUGACGCGCUCACCAUGGAGGUCGUCGAGAUGGUGCUCGUCGGCAAGGUCAACAAGCACCUCGUCUCCCUCAUCAACCUCGCGGGCGGAACCGCCGUAGGUCUCUGUGGCAAGGACGCUCGCCUCCUCACCGCGCGCCCCUCCCCGAACGCAGCGGCCCUCGGCUUCGUCGGCGAGGUCUCGCGCGUGGACGCCACCGUCCUCCACCCAAUCAUCGCCUCCGGUCACAUCCCGGUCAUCGCCACUGUGGCCGCCGACGAGACCGGGCAGGCCUACAACAUCAACGCUGACACGGCGGCCGGCGAGAUCGCCGCCGCGGUCGGCGCGGAGAAGCUGUUGCUGCUCACAGAUGUGUCUGGAAUUCUGGCCGACCGUAAUGACCCCGGGAGUCUGGUGAAAGAGAUCGACAUUGCUGGGGUGCGGCAGAUGGUGGCCGACGGGCAGGUAGCUGGUGGGAUGAUACCGAAGGUGGAAUGCUGCGUGCGUGCCCUCGCACAGGGCGUGCACACUGCAAGCAUCAUCGAUGGGCGUGUCCCGCACUCGUUGCUGCUCGAGAUUCUCACAGAUGAGGGCACUGGCACUAUGAUCACUGGCUGAGGUGAUUCAUCCCGUCGUGGUUUUUGUCAUUCUUUUUGGAGUUGGCCUGGUGUGAUAUGAUAGAUUGAACUGUGAACCACAAGUGAAUGGAGAAAAUGACUUGAUUUGGCACCACUAUACCAAGGUUCUAGCUGUGACUCAUGAGGUUUGGAGAAACUGAUGGCAUGGAGGGCUGGACUGGUAGAGCUCUGGGUCCUUGCAGACAUCAUUCCUCUGUUCUUUCCACCACCAUGGCAUGGUCAGAGCAAAUUCCACUUGCAUCUAAUGGAACGGUGCCUUCUUUUCCGUAUUUAAGUACUGUAUUAGUGGAAACUUUCAGUCUUUCAUUGUGCCAUUCGUCAUUUCUGAUCUGUUGUGUGAGAGAAAUUUUGAGAAAAGGGAGGAAAAGCUCUACCCCUUCACUUGGCGUUACAGAAUCUAUUCCUCAUUAUGUUGUCUAUUUACUUUUUGUGCGAUACUGAUACGGUAAGCAUAUCGUAGUGCUGUUUAGUGUCUGUUGAGCACUUCAGCCCCUUAGAACUGUUGUGCUUAGCACUACAAUGCUUGCGGCUAUAUAAUAAUAAGACAUACCUUCAGAUUUAA
Oryza sativa Japonica Group (Japanese rice) is the source of this 1779-nucleotide messenger RNA. The record is from RefSeq and is a predicted model, not a curated record. NCBI's taxonomy places the organism in Eukaryota, Viridiplantae, Streptophyta, Magnoliopsida, Poales, Poaceae.